AUGGUUGAGGCCAAGGUCAGGAACCUGGACGGAGCUUGCGCCGAGGACCUUGUCGGAUCCAUCCCAACCAGGUGGACAUGUCGCGGUUGUCGGUGCUUGUCCUUACUCUUGAAAUUGAUCAGCGCUGCGUGCGCUGGUGUAGAAGGUAAAAUUGGUGGUGCUGCCACUCCGCCAAGGGCCCAGGUUGCUUCGGCCAUGCGAGUGAAAUCGAGUGAAGGGGCAAGUGGAAGCCGCGUGGAGAAGCGUGGGCUGCGCUUCUCGUGUGGCUUGCUAGUAGUUCGAACUACUCGCCGAACGCAUAGGGCAAAAGCGCUGCGCGAGAGACACUUCCUGCCAUCGCAGAGCCGAAGUUGGCGUCGCGCCACUUCGCAGAAGCGGGCGUCGAAGCUUUGCGGAAGCCCUCGAAGCCCCUCAAUGUCCAUUCACUUCGUGAAUAUAAAGCAAAGCUCGCGUGCGAAGGCUGAGAAAACGUCUGCGCAGCUGCAGCGCGCGGCAAGUGUGCUCGAGCGCGUGAUGUGA
Effrenium voratum is the source of this 519-nucleotide messenger RNA. The record is from the annotation of a GenBank genome assembly. NCBI's taxonomy places the organism in Eukaryota, Dinophyceae, Suessiales, Symbiodiniaceae.